CAAACACACGCCGCCGACGGACUAUCGCUGCCAGAAAGAGAGAGAGAGGAAACAGAAAGAAGAAAACACCUGUCGUGUCUUCGCUUCCCUUCUUGGGUCAAUUUUACAGAACAUAUUUAAAGGAUGGGUGCUGCGGGGGUGCAGAUGGUGUGCGUGGUCCUGGGCAUGCUGGGCCUGGUGGCUGGGAUCAUAUGCUGUGCCGUGCCCAAAUGGAAGGAGUCGUCCUUCACCGGACAGAACAUCGUCACUGCACAGGUGACGCAGGACGGCCUGUGGAUGUCGUGCGUGGUGCAGAGCACGGGGCAGCAGCAGUGCAAGACCUACGACUCGCUCCUCAUCCUGUCGGCCGACCUGCAGGCCGCCCGCGCCAUGACCAUCAUCAGCUGCCUGCUGGCCGCCCUGUCCGUCCUCAUCCUCUUCGCCGGCGCCGACUUCACCACCUGCGUGCAGAACGAGGAGGCCAAGCCCAAGAUCGCGCUGGUGGCGGGCGUGGGCCUGAUCCUGGCCGGGUUCCUCCUCAUCAUCCCCGUCUCCUGGUCGGCGCACAACGUCAUCCGCGAGUUCCAGAACCCGCUGAACCCGCAGAAGAUGGAGCUGGGGGCCUGCAUCUUCGUGGGCUGGGCCGGGAGCGUGGUGCUCCUCCUCGGGGGGGGGCUCCUGUGCUGCUUCAGCCGGGUCCGGUCCGGGGGGGGCUCGGCCGGGAACGCCAAGUACUACAGCAACGGCGCCUCCGCCCCCGCCCCUGCCGCCAAGAACUACGUGUAACUAGCGUGGUGGGGCGGGGAGAGGAGUCGGGGGGAGGGGGGUGGGGGGGGGUUCCUUUUCUAUUCGGCCAGUCUGGGAAAUGAGCUGAAUUCCGGCUCGUGAAUUUAUAAAUGUGAGGGUCUUUUCAGAUUGUUUACUGAAUUUCAGUCGAUCCCCUUGACUGAAAUGGAACAUACCCAGUAAGUGGGGGGGGGGGGGGAUUCAGAGAACAGAAACGGAGGGACUCCAAAUUGCUGACAGAUGAGUGAGAAAAAGGGUGGAGGAAGAGAAGGAAGAAAGGAGUGGGGUUAAAACUGUAAAUAUUGAAUCGGGGAGAGGGGUAAUUAAUAUUGAUAGAAUUGACCAUUAAAUUCAUUUUAUGAGGGGAUAGAUGGGGAACUAUUUGGACACACACCAGGGCCCGGGAGUUCAAAACUUUUUAUCUCAAUCAGAUCGGAUCAGAUUUUGAAAUCCCAUAUUUUGUAAUCCAGGAUCAGGCAGCUCAGCCAGAUUUUGUCCCGGUAUUUCAAAGCAAUUCAGGAUAGGAUCACCCUGAUCCAGAUUCAGACUGUUCAAGAUUACCAGAUCUUGAUUAUCAGUGCUUUAAAGCACUGGAACAUUACUGAGAUAGAUUAUGAUUGUCUAACCUUCAAAUUAUAUAUAAUAUUCGGGGGGCUUUCAAGGUGCAAUAUGUAACUUUUUGAGUGUCAAUGUUUAUGGCCCUACAAAUGUAAACAAACUUUUCUUUUCUUUUUAUUUUUACAUCUAAAACUCUUUUUGCUCGGACAGCUCUUGAUACAAGAAAUAGUAGUUUGCAAGUGCUAACAUUUGAUUUAAAAGCCAUAAAAGGUUUGUUUGUAAACAUUAAAGCAAAACAGGCUUGUAUUUUGAUAAACUUAUUAUUUGGAUGAGUGCACUGUUCUGAUAGGUAGGCUAGAGGCCACUGUAAAUGUGGCAAAAAAAAGUAAAUAAAAAUUGAAAUGUGUUUUGAAUUAAUUGUAUACUAUAUUGUUUUUUGGUAAUCCACUCUAAAUCCACCCUUCUACUGGGAUCAAGGUAAUCUUGAUUUUUUGGAUCAAAAUGAUCCCAAUCCUAUGUUAAUGUUUUGAACUACGCAUUUUGAAGAUUUGAUCCAGAUUAAAGCUAGGGUUCGAUUACCUGAUCUGAUCGGAUUCCAAAGUGAUCCCAAUCCUGUUUUUUGGUUUUGAACUACCCAUUUGCAGGAUUUAAUCCAAUCCGAUAGUCAAAAUCUGAUCAGAUCACUUUUGAACUCCUGGGCUCAGGGGUUAUGUGUCUUUCAUGUACCAUAUACCACAUUUUUCCAGUAUAUAUUUUGUCAUAUAUAUCAAAUAAAUACUGCUACAUAUAAUAGUAAUAAUAAGAUUGAUUUUUCACAGCAGCUUGGCUAGUUGUGUAAUUCUCAGGGGUAGGUAUAUUUUACGCUGUCAUCCACUGGAACACCUGCAGCAUUCUGUGACUUUAAAAUGUUUUAAGAAUAAAAAUGUUACUAAAUUGUCA
Molecule: messenger RNA, 2262 nt
Organism: Anguilla rostrata (American eel)
Lineage: Eukaryota; Metazoa; Chordata; Actinopteri; Anguilliformes; Anguillidae
Product: claudin-4-like
Exons: 3
Coding region: 124-765 (213 amino acids)
Biological process (GO): cell adhesion; bicellular tight junction assembly
Cellular component (GO): plasma membrane; bicellular tight junction
Molecular function (GO): structural molecule activity
Source: RefSeq, a predicted model, not a curated record